Messenger RNA from Mercenaria mercenaria, 735 nucleotides. RefSeq lists its product as uncharacterized. NCBI's taxonomy places the organism in Eukaryota, Metazoa, Mollusca, Bivalvia, Venerida, Veneridae. The record is from RefSeq and is a predicted model, not a curated record. The coding region runs from base 1 to 735 and encodes 244 amino acids. The transcript has a single exon.
AUGGAAGGACCGUUACACAAUGAUUUAUUUCAACAACCCAAGCUACUCAUCAACGGAGUGUCUGUUGGUAUAAAACUACAUCGUAGCCGUGACGCAUUCGCACUCAUCACUGACACCAUAUCUCCUAGCUAUCGCGCGAAAAUUGUGGAUGCGUAUUUCAGACUUUGUAUUCAAUGGCUGAAUAGUGACAUAUUAGUAGCGCAUGACAAACUCUCUCAAGAGACGCCGGCCAUUUACCCUUACUUACGUACAGAGAUAAAGACGACAUCUAUUGCUGCGGGUCAGUUCAGUUACAGCGCGGACGAUAUAUUUCAAGGAUUGAUACCCAGUAAAUUGAUAGUAGGUCUCGUUCCUAGUGCCGCGUUUAAUGGCGAUUACGCACACAAUCCAUUCAACUUCAAGCAUUAUAACUGCAGUUCCACAGGCCUUUACGUCGAUGGACAAUCGUUACCUUCACAACCAAACUAUUCGGCGGAUCAAUGCACGGAGUGUUACAGAACAUUAACUCUGUUUAGGAACGACAUUAACAUUUCAAACAAAGAUUAUAAGAAGGGAUACUGUCUGUACGGUCUUUAUGUAGACCCUUACUACUCGUUUAACACCAAAAGGAAAGGACAUUGUCGACUAGAACUCAAGUUUGCUGAGAAUUUACCAGGGAGUGUUACCCUGAUUAUGCACGCCACCUUCCCAGAAGUACUCAAUAUCAACAGUGCAAGGGGAGUGUAUUUCAAAUGA